AUGAAUCGCGCCAUGCAAGUGAAGCCGGCCGACACUGAAAGCAGGCCGACCAGCCCGAAAGACAAGUUGCAGAUCGAUGAUAAGAAACUAUUCGUCGGCAUGUUAUCGAAACAUCAAUCCGAAGAAGAAGUUCGAGCGUUGUUCCUACCUUUCGGCGUCCUCGAAGAGUUAGUAGGACGUGGACGAGUUUGUUGCAUGCAGGUGACAGUGCUACGUGGUGCCGACGGAGCGUCGAAGGGUUGCGCGUUCGUGAAGUUCAAGAACGCGUUGGACGCUCAGAUGGCGAUCACCGCCCUGCACGGCAGUCAGACGAUGGCCGGCGCCAGUUCGAGCCUUGUCGUCAAGUACGCCGACACCGAAAAGGAACGACAGGUCCGCCGAAUGCAGCAGAUGGCAGCGCAGAUGGGUCUCCUCAAUCCGGUGCUCGUCAACCAGGUCGGUGCCCAAUACAGUGCCGCAUAUCAGCAGGUUUGUCAGUGGUAG
Molecule: messenger RNA, 483 nt
Organism: Angiostrongylus costaricensis
Lineage: Eukaryota; Metazoa; Nematoda; Chromadorea; Rhabditida; Metastrongylidae
Source: the annotation of a GenBank genome assembly